UGUUAGUCCACUGUUUACUUCCGAUUCCUUAGCCAGUUUCGAUCCAACUAAAUACUAGGGUAAUAAAUCACAAAAAAAAAAUAGCAGCUAGAUAGUUAAUAGUUUAAUAUAAUAAUAUUAGUAGAUCUAGAUCUAGUUAUAUAGAAGAUCUAACUGAAACGAUUGGCCUUGCAAUUCUAUAUAGUAUAUAGAUUUAUUUACAACUAGAUUUAGGCCCUACUGAUUUUUUAUUUACACCUGUCACUGUCAGUGAACUCAGUGACUGUCCUGUCUGGUCUGUGUGACUGUCUGGUUAGGUAAGAAAGCAAAAUUGAAUAGUUUCUGGCAUAAACUGUCACAAUGGUUUGUGUUCCCUGCAUUGUCGUACCAUUCCUUUUGUGGGUAUUUCAUAAAUUUAUCAGUCCAUGGCUAUCAAAGUUUUGGAGCAAACCUGCUGAAAUGGUAAAAAAUGUUGAAAAUAAUCUUGUGUGUCCUAUGCCAAAGAAAAAGAGACAAAAAGUCAAGGAAAAUGAACCAGAGACCACACCUCUUAUUGAUGGAGAAGAUCCCAAAGAAGAUGAGAGCCUGUCACAAGAUGAAGCAGAUUGCAAAGAAGAUGAGAGUCCAUUACCAGAUGAAGUAGACCCCAAAGAAUAUGAGAGUCUAUUACCAGAUAAACCAGUUGAUAGUAGACAACACGUAAAAGUUGAAUAGUGAAGUUAGUAUUUAAUUUCUAAAUGUCUGUGAUUUUAAGAAUAAUGCCUAUACUCAAAACAUUCAUUCAAGUAACCAGAAAUUCACUAACAGUAUUGGUUUAUUGAAAUGAUUUUGAUUACCAUAGCAUUGAUACAAUAAUGCUGUACUGUAUUAUUUAUUCAGUUUUUUUUUUGUUUUACUAAAAUGGAAAGGUUGAGUCUUCAAAUUUUUUUUUUUUGGAAAACCAAGUUUGUUAAUAUUAGGAUUUUGGUGGUAUAUUUAUAGAUUAAUUACAUCAUCCUUUUUCCAUGCAUUUAAUUUUCAAACAAACUUGAAAGUUAUCUAUUUAAUUGACCAUUUUACUGGCGGGUACAUCAUGUCUAAAAAGUAAAGUUCACAGAGAUUAUGUAAUAAAAAAGAAAUGGUUUGAAAUCAAUACUUUAUUGAGGCUUACACUCAGAUAAUUAUUUACAAGUUUCAUUGUAAAACAAGGUCCAAAUCAGGUCAACUGUAGGGUUAGUUCAAAUUUCUUUUUUUAAUCAAUGCAAAUUUUAUAUUAACAGAUACCAAUUGGUUUGGUAUUUUUUUU
Physella acuta is the source of this 1264-nucleotide messenger RNA. RefSeq names its product UPF0729 protein CG18508-like. NCBI's taxonomy places the organism in Eukaryota, Metazoa, Mollusca, Gastropoda, Physidae. The record is from RefSeq and is a predicted model, not a curated record.